AUGGCAGACCGCAGAUGGUGUGAUGUCACUGAUAAGAAAUGUCGAGAAGAGAUUAAUCUGCCUAUGAAGGUCACAGAGACCCCCAUAGCAGAGGACGUGGGCGCCAUUGAAGAGAGGGAGCAGCUGCCUCUCAAGUAUGCUGAUUUUCAGACAUUUUACCUGGAACCCCCUCUCUCCCACAUCACCAAGCUCUCCUUGAGACAGCCUGAAAUCUGCUCCUGGGUGCCCCAGACUUCUGCUUCCUUAUAUUUGUCUGAUGCACUCGUCUUCCCCACAGCCCCAGUGAACUGUGGCCUCCAAGACAGCAAUGCCGAGCAGCAGUGUGGCCGUCUGACCAGCAGUGUGUGCAGCUUGGAACCAUUCCCACUGCAGGAUCCUGGAUUAAAACCUAUCUUAAGAAACUCUGCUAGGGGGAACUUGCCCAAGGAGUCGGUAAAGAUCCUCCGGGACUGGCUGUAUCUGCACCGCUACAAUGCCUACCCUUCAGAGCAGGAGAAGCUGAGUCUCUCCGGACAGACCAACCUCUCGGUGCUGCAGAUAUGUAACUGGUUCAUCAAUGCCCGGCGUCGCCUUCUCCCAGACAUGCUUCGGAAGGAUGGCAAAGACCCCAAUCAGUUCACCAUUUCCCGCCGUGGGGGCCAAGGUGAAAAGCCAGCAGCUCCCUACCCACAAGUGGAGCUGGAAUCCCCUAAGGCUCUGGUGACCCCUGGGAGCACGCUCACCCUGCUGACUAGAGCUGAGGCUGGAAGCCCCACAGGUGGACUCUUCAAUACGCCGCCACCCACACCCCCAGAGCAGGACAAGGAAGACUUCAGCAGCUUCCAGUUGCUGGUGGAAGUGGCGCUGCAGAGGGCCGCUGAAAUGGAGCUUCAGAAGCAGCAGGGUCCGGCACCCCCAUUACUACAUGCUUCCCUUCCUCUAGUCUCAGAAAAUGCCAAGUAGGCACCUGCUACCAGGCGGCUUGAGGUUCAAGCCAGCUGUCCCAGGUUCCUGGUUCACUUCCCCUUCAUACAGAGGGCUAUCUAUGGAUCACUGCCAAGCAUCGGGAUCAUCUGUCCAGAGGUCUUCAGCAGAGAGACAGCAGCUGGUGUCUCUGCACUGUUACGGGGCCUGUGCUCUGCUGACUGCAUUCCUUCAAGUUUCCUAUCGGAGGAGACAAAGGCACCAGAGCCAGGCAUGGUGCUGCUGCUGCUUCUCCAGAGAGCCCUGGGACACCUGCACUCCGACCCGCUUUCCUAGGCAGGCUCAGGAAACCUGCCAAGUUCAGACUUGAGCUGGGUCCAAGCUGCCCUUAGGCUGUGCCUCUUUUGGUCAAGCCAGGUGUGCGUGCACAUUCCAGCUUACUCGAAAGAAAAGGCCCAGCAGAUGUCA
This is a messenger RNA of Microtus oregoni (creeping vole), 1371 nucleotides long. RefSeq names its product homeobox protein TGIF2-like. Gene Ontology annotation, molecular function: RNA polymerase II cis-regulatory region sequence-specific DNA binding; DNA-binding transcription factor activity, RNA polymerase II-specific. The transcript is spliced from 5 exons. Gene Ontology annotation, biological process: regulation of transcription by RNA polymerase II. The record is from RefSeq and is a predicted model, not a curated record. Bases 1 to 942 code for a protein of 313 amino acids. Lineage: Eukaryota; Metazoa; Chordata; Mammalia; Rodentia; Cricetidae.